AUGAAGGAGAAGUCAAAGAAUGCGGCGAAGACCAGACGGGAAAAGGAAAACGGAGAAUUUUACGAACUGGCGAAGUUAUUGCCGCUGCCCUCUGCCAUCACGUCCCAACUGGAUAAAGCUUCCAUCAUCCGACUGACUACAAGUUACCUCAAAAUGAGAGCGGUCUUCCCAGAUGGUCUAGGGGAGGCCUGGGGACACGCCUCGCGCAUCAGCCCUCUGGACAAUAUGGCCAAAGAGCUGGGCUCUCACCUACUGCAGACACUCGACGGCUUCGUCUUUGUGGUGGCAUCUGAUGGGAAAAUAAUGUACAUAUCCGAGACGGCAUCGGUUCACCUUGGACUCUCACAGGUGGAGCUAACAGGAAAUAGCAUUUUUGAGUACAUCCAUCCAUCAGACCACGACGAGAUGACGGCAGUACUGAGCGCGCACCAACCUCUUACCCCUCACUUCCUACAAGAGUACGAGAUGGAGCGCUCGUUCUUCCUCAGAAUGAAGUGUGUUCUGGCAAAGCGUAACGCUGGACUCACAUGUGGAGGCUACAAGGUGAUCCACUGCAGCGGCUACCUGAAGAUCCGGCAGUACGUGAUGGACAUGGCCGUGUACGACUCCUGCUACCAGAUCGUGGGGCUGGUGGCGGUGGGCCAUUCGCUUCCCCCAAGCGGCAUCACGGAGAUCAAGCUGCACAACAACAUGUUCAUGUUCCGCGCCAGCCUCGACCUCAAGCUCAUCUUCCUCGACAGCAGGGUUGCUGAGCUAACAGGCUACGAGCCCCAAGACCUGAUUGAGAAGACCUUGUAUCAUCACGUCCAUGGGUGCGAUGUUUUCCACCUCCGCUAUGCACACCACCUGUUGCUGGUGAAAGGACAGGUCACCACCAAGUACUAUCGAAUGCUAUCUAAGCAUGGAGGAUGGGUUUGGGUCCAGAGCUACGCCACAAUUGUACACAACAGUCGAUCCUCGCGACCCCACUGCAUUGUCAGUGUCAACUAUGUGCUAACGGAGAUAGAAUAUAAAGAUCUCCAGCUCUCCCAAGACCAGACCAAGGCCAUCAAACCAGCACUUACCUACAAGAGCACCGCGACAUCCUCCACCCAGGACUCCAGGAAACAGCUCAAAACCAAAGCAGUCAAGAUCAAAACCAAGCUGAAGGUGUCUCCGUACCCCCAGCCGAGUCCCUCUUUCCACCCUGAGAAGAUGGAGUGUGCGUCGUCCCAGGUGGUGGGUGGCUGGAAGGAGAGCCCUCCCUACAGCCUCCUCUCCUGCCAGGAGCAGAGCUCUGUGUCCGAGGCCGCCGAGGUGCUGUGCAGCCCCACCUACGGCUUCCCCCUGCCUUACCCCUACGGCCACUUCCCCUCCGAGGCUCCUGCCGCCACCGCCGCCGCUGCUGCUGCUGCUGCCUUCGCCGUCCGACAGCUGCGUCCAGGGGCCCAGGGCUCGCCGGAUCAGGCCGCCACGCGUCAGCUGCUCAGCUCACUGCAGAGUCGCGCCGACCAACAACACUGGAACUGCUCCAACGCGUGCUCGUCGUCACACUCGCCAGUGAAGAGCCACCUCCAUCACCAUCACAAUCACAAUCACACGCUGAGUCCGUCCCCUGAGCCCUGCAACAGCACAUAUGCAGGUUCAGCAGCAGCAGCAGCAGGAAGGAGGUACAUCAGUGAAGCAGGCUCCGACGGCUACUCCAGCUGCAGCUCCUCCGCCAGACCCAUCAUGGGCCUCAAGGAGGAGCCGUACGAGAAGACUCCGGCGACCCAUCAGCACGCCACCAAAGACGACCUCAAAAUGGCCUUCAGCAGCCGCGGCGGCGACCCAGCCAAGGAAACCACAUCCUCGUCCUCGUCCUCCUCAUUGCACUCUGACCCCAACAGCACCAGCACCGCUGCAGACAAGGCUAACAGCGCGUGCUCCAUGUACGGAGGUGGAGGGGGAGGUGGGGGCAGCACCUCUGUGCUCACCAAGGCCAGCAGCAGCAGCAGCUGUGAGCUGUCACGGCAGCCCCUGCACCACACCUUACGGCAGCACCUGCCCAUGCAGAUGGUGCUGGACCAGCGCCGCAAGCUGUGCAUGAUGGAGUCCUCUUCAUCCUCAUCCUCAUCCUCCUACUCCCACCAUCACCAUCACCUUCACCAUCGAGGAGGGUGCAGGCUCACAGAGCCGUGUGGAGCCGAGGAGAAGAGAGUGUACAUGGGCAUGGGGGUGGCGGGCCUCGGGGCCCAGACGCCCUACGUGUCCCUGAACUUCCACCACGUGCUGGCCAAGCACGGCUCCUUCCAGGGCUCGUCGUCGGCUGCUGCUGCGGCGGCCGCCGCCGCCUACACGCUGAGUCACCUGACGGACAAUUACGGCUACCGGGGGGAGGAGAUCGGGCCGUACCUCUACAAGAGCCAAAGCCCCGCGUCCAGCUCGUCGCCCGAGAGCCACCGGGAGAUCCCGCACUACAUCGGCACGUCCGUCAUCAUCACCAACGAGAGGUAA
Messenger RNA from Engraulis encrasicolus (European anchovy), 2475 nucleotides. RefSeq names its product SIM bHLH transcription factor 2 (gene sim2). Gene Ontology annotation, biological process: regulation of transcription by RNA polymerase II. The record is from RefSeq and is a predicted model, not a curated record. Bases 1 to 2475 code for a protein of 824 amino acids. Gene Ontology annotation, molecular function: RNA polymerase II transcription regulatory region sequence-specific DNA binding; DNA-binding transcription factor activity, RNA polymerase II-specific; protein dimerization activity. NCBI's taxonomy places the organism in Eukaryota, Metazoa, Chordata, Actinopteri, Clupeiformes, Engraulidae. The transcript is spliced from 12 exons.